GACAAGAGCUGAAAAACAAAGAUGAAAAUAGUUCUCAGCUGUUGAUUUACUGCCUCUUAGUUGUUAUUUAUACUAGUACUUAUAUCUUUUUUCUACGUUAUUAUAUUAAAUUAUAUGCCAUGAUUCGAGAAGACGACCCUCAGUUUCGAAUAACGCCUUUUCAGCAAAUGGCAUCAGCAUGUUCCGGUGCACUUAUAACCUCGCUAUUUAUGACACCGUUAGACGUAGUGAAAAUAAGAUUGCAAGCGCAGCAAAAGGCACUACUUUCAAAUAAAUGUUAUUUAUAUUGCAAUGGUUUAAUGGAACACUUAUGCCCUUGUGGUGAAACAGCAUGGAUACCCCGACGAGUUCACUUCCAUGGAACAAUGGAUGCUUUUUACAAAAUAGCUAAAUUGGAAGGUGUCACUGCCCUAUGGUCAGGUUUAAGUCCCACCCUGGCAUUAGCACUUCCAUGCACAGUGAUAUAUUUUGUUUCAUAUGAACAGCUUAGAUAUAAAAUGAAAACCACUUACAAUACCAUGACAGGAAACAUGGGCCAACCAAUGUGGAUACCGUUAAUAGCAGGAGCAACUGCGAGAAUGACAGCUGUGACCCUCGUUAGUCCUGUAGAACUCAUUAGAACGAAAAUGCAAUCAAAGAAACUUACAUAUUCUGAAAUAAUGAUUGCAUUGAGACAAGUUUUGAAAUAUGAAGGAUACAGAGGACUGUUCCGUGGUUUAGGAUCAACACUUUUGAGGGAUGUGCCAUUUUCAGGCAUAUAUUGGACAACAUUUGAAAAAAUUAAGAGAAUAUUCAAUAAACCAGAUUCAGAGAAGAAUACAUUCUUGUUCAAUUUCUUUUGUGGAUCUGUAGCGGGAAGUGUUGCUGCUUUUAUGACAAUACCUUUUGAUGUCAUUAAAACUCACCAGCAAAUAGAAUUAGGUGAAAAAGAAAUCUAUACAGACGGAAAGAGUCAUCAGAGAGCUUCCAAUAUGAAAGCUAUUGCAAGGGCAAUAUAUAGAAAUCAUGGGAUAAAAGGUCUAUUCACUGGCUUUUUGCCACGAAUAUGUAAAGUUGCACCAGCAUGUGCUAUUAUGAUUGCAACAUUCGAAUAUGGAAAGCAAUUUUUCCAAAAGUACAAUUCUCAAAAAUAUAAGGAAAUGAUGCAAAGACAAGGUGUAGAUCUAACAAUUGUAAAAAGUGAAUAAUGCAAGAUUUUGAGUUUGCUUGUGGCUUAUUUGUAUUGUUUUAGACAUCAUCAAGACAUAAUAAUCGUAAGCCAAGUAACAAGCGGUAAUGACUACUCUUAGCAAGAAAACUAC
Messenger RNA from Zerene cesonia (dogface butterfly), 1301 nucleotides. Its product is annotated as solute carrier family 25 member 40-like. Gene Ontology annotation, biological process: mitochondrial transmembrane transport. The transcript has 10 exons. NCBI's taxonomy places the organism in Eukaryota, Metazoa, Arthropoda, Insecta, Lepidoptera, Pieridae. The record is from RefSeq and is a predicted model, not a curated record. Bases 120 to 1187 code for a protein of 355 amino acids.